Molecule: messenger RNA, 213 nt
Organism: Morchella importuna
Lineage: Eukaryota; Fungi; Ascomycota; Pezizomycetes; Pezizales; Morchellaceae
Exons: 3
Coding region: 1-213 (70 amino acids)
Source: RefSeq, a predicted model, not a curated record
AUGAAGCUUGCAGAGGUUCUUGCAGAUCUUACAAGUCUGAAGACUAUUAGUGCAGUCGACGCUUUGAAUCUUGUUUCCCCGAACUAUACCAGGACAUCGUCCAUGAAAACGGAGGAUGAUGACUUGACUCGUGCCGAAUCUUUUUUGACCCUACAGUCCGAACAGGGCACCCGAGAAAAUCUCCUAAGUGAUACAGCUAGCCUUGUCUACUAG